Ilex paraguariensis (yerba mate) is the source of this 951-nucleotide messenger RNA. The record is from the annotation of a GenBank genome assembly. NCBI's taxonomy places the organism in Eukaryota, Viridiplantae, Streptophyta, Magnoliopsida, Aquifoliales, Aquifoliaceae.
AUGGUGGUGGUAGAAGCAGAUGGAAACUAUCUCCGACCAUUCUCUGUCAAUGACGUGGACAUUUAUUCCGGUGAGACCUACUCAGUACUUUUCACCACCGAUCAAAAUCCAUCCAAGAACUACUGGAUUUCAGUUAGUGUGAGAGGAAGACAACCCAACACCUCUCACGGCCUCAGUAUCCUAAACUACCACCCAACCUCCGCCGCCGUGCUUCCACCAUCGCCACCACCCACCGCCCCUCUUUGGAAUGAUUACAACCACAACAAAGCCUUCUCCGCCAAAGUCCUUGCCCUCAUGGGCUCUCCCAAACCACCAACCACAUCCCACCGGAGAAUUAUUCUCCUCAACACCCAGAACCGUAUUGAUGGAUACACCAAAUGGGCUAUCAACAAUAUUUCCUUAACCUUACCAACCACCCCUUAUCUGGGUGCCAUCAAAUAUGGUCUAAACAAUUCCUUCGACCAGAACAGCCCGCCUGAAAACUUUCCCGACGACUACGACGUCAUGAAGCCGGCGGUGAACCAAAACUCAACAUACGGAAAUGGAGUUUACAUACUGAGAUUCAAUACCACUGUUGAUAUUAUACUUCAAAACGCCAAUGCGUUAGCUGUGAAUGUUAGUGAGAUUCAUCCAUGGCAUUUGCAUGGACAUGAUUUCUGGGUGUUGGGUUAUGGAGAAGGAAGGUUUUCAGAGAAGGAGGUGAAGAAUUUCAACUUGAAGAAUCCGCCAUUGAAGAACACAGCAGUUAUGUUUCCUUUUGGGUGGACAGCUCUGAGAUUUGUUGCUGAUAAUCCAGGAGUGUGGGCCUUUCAUUGUCAUAUAGAGCCUCACUUGCAUAUGGGUAUGGGUGUGGUUUUUGCUGAAGGUGUUCAUCGUUUUGGGAAGAUACCUAAUGAAGCUCUUACUUGUGGGUUGACUGGGAAGAUGCUCAUGAGCAACAACCACAAUUGA